AUGGCAGAAGGGAGUCAGGUGGUGCAGGUCGUGUGUGCCGUUGCGAAUGGCGACGGGGACUGGGCCGAUGUGCCCCGUUGUGUCCGGGAGGCAAUUGUGUUGGCGCUGGCCGGGCCACAGUCGAAGAUGGCACCGCAUUUCAACGCCGCCGCCUCGUCUUCCUUGGGCGGGGAAGCAGCGAAUCGGCGGCAGUGCAGUCCGUGGCCGGAGCCGCGUCAAGAGGCUCGAGUGGUGGCAUCGUCGCUGUCGGAAGAGAUGAUUCAGCGAGGCGUGCAGACAUUUGAGGACGCGGCGUGGGUGCGGGAUCAGGCGGUGCGGAGCUUUGCGCAGUUUCACAACAGCAUCGAGGCCACACGUGAGGCGGUGCGGCACCACCUCCGCUCCCUGUGGCGCACGGCGAUCCAACUGGACCCGUCGCUGCUCCGGGCCAUUCAGCAGGAGCGGCGCCUCGGCCCGAGGGACGAGAUACCGGAGGACAUCAUCAUUUCCGGCGGCACGCUGCGGCGAAUGCAGCAACUAGAGGCGAUGGUGGAUGAGAUUGAAGGGAGCGUCGAUGCAUUGCGGUGGACGUCGGUGCGGUUUGCGGCAAAUUUCCUCUCGGAUGAAGAGAAGCGGGCGAUGGGGCUCGACCCGGCAAAUCUGCGGCCGGAGGAUGUGCCGUUGGGCUACACGCCGCAGCGAGGCACCUCCCCUGUGCACACCUCAGUACAACGCCCAGUCAACACCGGCGGCAGCGUCCCGCAAGCGCUUUUGGAUCGGCACCAGAAGAUCUGCGAGCAGGAGAACACGCCAGAAACGAUUAGCACACCGUCGGGACACAAGGAUGAUGCCACGCUCAGUGAGAUGCGAAGAAGAUACAUGAAUCGCAUCGCACUGCUUAACGAGGCGUCCAUGCAUCAUGUGGCAGAUGAGGUGAUGGCCCGCCGCCACUCCUCUUCAUCCAAAAACGUCAGCUCACAUCAGCGUGUUGCAUCCUCCAGUAAUCAAAGCAGUUUGAGCUCGAUGAUGUAG
Messenger RNA from Trypanosoma cruzi, 1011 nucleotides. RefSeq lists its product as uncharacterized. The coding region runs from base 1 to 1011 and encodes 336 amino acids. The transcript has a single exon. The record is from RefSeq and is a predicted model, not a curated record. NCBI's taxonomy places the organism in Eukaryota, Euglenozoa, Kinetoplastea, Trypanosomatida, Trypanosomatidae.